This is a messenger RNA of Endocarpon pusillum Z07020, 216 nucleotides long. RefSeq lists its product as uncharacterized. Bases 1 to 216 code for a protein of 71 amino acids. The transcript has a single exon. The record is from RefSeq and is a predicted model, not a curated record. NCBI's taxonomy places the organism in Eukaryota, Fungi, Ascomycota, Eurotiomycetes, Verrucariales, Verrucariaceae.
AUGGCCAUCCAACAAUCCUCCUUCAUCGGCGGCAUCGCCGUCGGCGUCUUCGGCACCCUCUUCAUCCUCCUCUGCUACUACCUCAUGAUGCGCUUCGUGCGAAGACCGAAAGUCGAUCGUACCCGUGAUCUCGAGAUGGGUCGCGCUGCCGCUGCCCAGCUGCAGGCGCAGCAGAUGUAUCCAGCUCCAGUGCAUCCGGCGCAUUUCCGUCCUUAG